Messenger RNA from Zea mays, 1320 nucleotides. RefSeq lists its product as uncharacterized. The transcript has 3 exons. Lineage: Eukaryota; Viridiplantae; Streptophyta; Magnoliopsida; Poales; Poaceae. Bases 287 to 1030 code for a protein of 247 amino acids. The record is from RefSeq and is a predicted model, not a curated record.
UUAUUUUUUUUUAAAAUAAGUUAACCUAGUAUUUAUGGGUGUUAUUUUGAAUAAAUAUGAGUGUUGCAUUUCAUGUCGAAGUAAAGUAUUUGUUUGCUAAAAAUAAUCGUGGCGGUGUUUACGUUCGGAUGGAGGAAAAACUAUAAAAUUUGAAUUAGUUGGAAAUGAUAUAAUAUAAAUAUAUAUAUAUACACAUAUAAAGAAAGAAGAAAUAAAAAAGAAAAUCAUUUUUUCUUUUUCCUCGCGGCUUGGCAAUUGGCCAGCCCACUCGACUUCCUAGCCCACCAUGUGCAAGCGCAGCGGGAGCAGGGCAGUGCCCAGCCACACGCACGCCCUGAACAUGAUCCGGCUUGGUAGCCGCUUGUACAUUGUGUUGUGGGCCCUGCGCAUCAGCACUAUCCUCUCUCUCCUUCAACCGCUCAGCUCCGCUUCUUCCGCUGCAGACGUGCUCGCAUCUUUGACAAAUGGCCCUGCUUCAACCCUCCACCCAAAGCAACUCCCCCACGUACAGUCGUCCUCGCUACUGCAGCCCGGUUGCCGGUUAAGCAUGCCGCCCAGCCCGUCUACCCCUACGCCGCUGCCCAGCCCCGCACGGAGUCGCCCCGUAGCCGUUCGCCGGUCACCGUGCCAGCACGGCUGCUUCGUCGACGCGUCCCCGCACACCCCGUUGUUGUGUGGAGGAGCCCUACAGCCUCGCCGCUCAUCGUGCCCGUGCCUCGCCAUCGUCAAGCUCGCUGAUGCCUUCGCCCUCUUGCCGCCGAGCAGAUCUCGACUCGUUUCUGGGCUUCGAGGAAUCGACGGUCAAGCUUCGGCGACCAAGUGGUCUAGCUCUUUGGGUUCCACGAAGUUGAAGACUCUGAGCAUCUGUUUGGUGAAGGUUGUUCACAUUGCAACCACUGCUCAGGAGAAGACGAAGUCGUGGAAGGAGACUUCCAGGAGUUCCAGGACUACGACGAGUUCUAGGUGUGGGUUGGCGGCAACCCCCAGUCAGCUGCCUGUGAAGGCCCUAUCUUUACUGCGUUUCGCUUAGCACUUUGAUUUACCUGUUAAGUUGAUGACUAUGUGGAUGUCUCUGACUCUGUGAUGUAAUAAGUUAAUACUCUUUUAUGUUAUUAUUCGAGCACUGUGCGAUGAUGUUCAUUUAUGUAAUCGUUGUGUACGUGAAUUCUGAUCCUGGCACGUACAUGGUUCGCAUUCGGUUUGCCUUCUGAAACCGGGUGUGACAUGUACUGAAGUUGGAUCUUUGUAAUGAUUGUCACCAAGGUGUGGGUAUCCCCUGCAACUUGGUGUAGUUAUUAAUAAAGUCAGUUAUUUAGUUGG